AUGACUUACGCCUGGAGAGUGGACGAUGUGGCGAGAGACGAAGCUGGCGCGUCAAUUUCCAUCGUAUAUGAGAAUAAAUACGAGUUCUGCGGAUACAACCUCAGAAUCUCUCGAUUCAUCAAUGCUAACCUCGGCUUUUCUGCUUAUGUCUGGGAAGCUGGUGUUGCCCUGUGCCAGUACUUUCAGAAGGAGAAGAUCAGCUUCACUGGCAAGAAGGUGAUUGAGCUGGGAUCGGGGACCGGAAUCGUAGGGAUUUUAGCGACUUUACUCGGUGGAGAUGUAACCAUGACAGAUAAACCAAACAUCCUGAAGCAAAUUGAAAACAAUGUCUCUAUCAAUAUUCCCGCUGCCUGCCAACAUCGUGUGAAAGUUCGUGCCCUGACGUGGGGUGAAGACCAAACUAAAUUUCCGACUGCCUACGACAUCAUACUCGGUUCGGAUAUUGUUUACAGCUCAGUUUCCUACCCGGCAUUGUUAGAAACAUUUCGCUAUCUCGCCAGGCAAGGGACCACGAUUUACCUCGCUACUGAAAUACGAAAGAGUAAUGAUUCUACCUACUUCCACGAAAAACUCUUGCCUCGAUAUUUUAACUGCCAGGUGGUUGAAAGUUUACAGACGAAAAGCGUCAUUGUGUGCAAACUGAGCAAACUUAGUACACCUCUUGAGGAUUGA
Molecule: messenger RNA, 672 nt
Organism: Chiloscyllium plagiosum (whitespotted bambooshark)
Lineage: Eukaryota; Metazoa; Chordata; Chondrichthyes; Orectolobiformes; Hemiscylliidae
Product: EEF1A lysine methyltransferase 3-like
Cellular component (GO): cytosol; protein-containing complex
Source: RefSeq, a predicted model, not a curated record